Anopheles moucheti is the source of this 1056-nucleotide messenger RNA. RefSeq lists its product as uncharacterized. The coding region runs from base 1 to 1056 and encodes 351 amino acids. The transcript has 3 exons. The record is from RefSeq and is a predicted model, not a curated record. Gene Ontology annotation, cellular component: membrane. Gene Ontology annotation, biological process: sensory perception of taste. Lineage: Eukaryota; Metazoa; Arthropoda; Insecta; Diptera; Culicidae.
AUGGAAGAGCUGCAGUUCUUCAACGUUUUCAAUUACUGUUUCGUAUCGCCCACUUAUCUGCACUUCGACCAUCCGACCGGGCGUUACAUUUUUCGCACCAGAAAUGUCUGUUGGAACGUAACGCUGCUAACCGUGAGCGUGGCGAGUAGUUUAGUUUCUGCCAUCAUAAUAAUAUUGGAUCUGCAGGAUUUACUAGGAAACGUUAUGGGAGCAACCACAAUUAUCCACCAUGUGAUGCGGCAACUGAUAAUGGUACCGCUGAUACUGUGGGCAUUGUUUUACAGUCGCACGCUAGUGAACGAUUGUACCUUCGCGUUGAAAAUUGUUCAAGAAAAGUUUACUCUCCUCAAUCGAACGUCAGACCGGCGAAAUGUUUUCAAACUGCUCUGGCUUCAGAUCUCCAUUAUCGCCGUGGUACUUUUCUUGGGGCUUGCCGUUCAAAGUGCCACAGUGUGGCAAAUCAAACGCCUGAGACAAUUUCAUUACAUCUACAACUUAUGGGCAUUCGCAUUUCUGGGAUUCAUCACCCAAAUGCAUCUGAUGCUUGCCCAAUGCUGGACGCUUUUUAUUAGUCACCAUAUCGAAGAUUUAGUGUCGCUAUUGAAAGUCGACCACACGCCAGUAACCCUCACCAAGGUGAUUAGCCUCUGGGAUGAUUUGCAAUGUUUUAAACAGCGCAUUGCGUCCACCUUCGGCAUCAUGAACGUUCUUCAUACGUUGGAUGCAAUGUUAACGUGCGCCGUUGAUACCUACACCACAUUCUAUGUGUAUGAGUUGGGCUUAGGGUUGAAAGGCGCAUUCUUAAACCUGGUAACGAUGCUUCUGUACACCGGAACGUUUUACGCGUUUACCUACGCCCACGAACUUCUUCAGUGUAAGGAGGCGGAACUGAAGAAUGCCCUCAAAUCCAUGCAAUACACAAACAUCACCAAACAAACAAGAGAUCAGAAGGAUUUCUACGAUUUGGUCAAUCUCAAGUUAAUGAUGGAAACACCGAAGAUAACCGCAUGUGGACUUUUCGAAAUAAAUUUGCAAAUAUUUUACAAUGUACGGUGA